This is a messenger RNA of Camelus dromedarius (Arabian camel), 2235 nucleotides long. RefSeq names its product synaptotagmin 10 (gene SYT10). The coding region runs from base 357 to 1931 and encodes 524 amino acids. Gene Ontology annotation, molecular function: SNARE binding; calcium-dependent phospholipid binding; phosphatidylserine binding. The transcript is spliced from 7 exons. The record is from RefSeq and is a predicted model, not a curated record. NCBI's taxonomy places the organism in Eukaryota, Metazoa, Chordata, Mammalia, Artiodactyla, Camelidae. Gene Ontology annotation, biological process: regulation of dopamine secretion; calcium-ion regulated exocytosis; regulation of calcium ion-dependent exocytosis. Gene Ontology annotation, cellular component: plasma membrane; exocytic vesicle.
GCUUGUGCGAGUCGAGGGCUUUAGCUUUUCUGCGUCCUCCCCUCCCCUCCGCGCUCCACGCCGGGUCUCUCUCUGCAGCUUGCUUUGGCUCCUUAGGACGGCGUGAGAGUUCCCGAAAACCUCGCGUCGCCGCCGCUUCGCGCCGCUCCUGCCCCAGCCUCUGCGCCUUCUCCCGAGCCCUCCGCUCCCGCCAUGGGGCCAACGUGGGGCCCCUAAGAGUUGCCGCCUCUUAGCCGCGCGCUCCCUGGCGGGCCCGAGCCCCUGCGGGCGGGAUAUGGCUUAGGGCGCCAGAAGGGCCAGCCUAGAGGUGACGCGUAGGGGAAACGACGGCUCCCGGGGGUAAACGAGGCCAAACAAUGAGUUUCCACAAGGAGGACGGAGUGAGCAGCCUGUGCCAGAAGGCGCUGCACAUCGUCACAGAGCUGUGCUUCGCGGGCCAGGUGGAGUGGGAGAAGUGCUCCAGCAUCUUCCCCCCGGACAGGGGCAGCCAGGGCGGCGGCAGCACAGACAUUUCAGUCAGCCUGUUAGCAGUCGUUGUCAGCUUUUGUGGCCUGGCCUUGUUGGUUGUCUCACUUUUUGUCUUCUGGAAGUUGUGCUGGCCUUGCUGGAAGAGCAAACCCCUGGCUUCCAACGUCAGCACACUCCCACCGAGCGUUUCAAGUGCUCCUACUGAAGUUUUUCAAGAGACUGAAGAGAAGAAAGAAGUUAAAGAAAAUGGAAAGCCAGCACUAAAAGCUAUUGAGCCCGCAAUAAAAAUCAGCCACACUUCCCCUGAUAUCCCAGCAGAAGUCCAGACUGCUUUAAAAGAACAUUUAAUUAAACAUGCACGUGUGCAGAGACAAACUACUGAGCCGACAUCUUCAUCCCGCCACAAUUCCUUCAGAAGACACCUCCCAAGGCAAAUGCAGGUCUCCAGCGUCGAUUUUGGCAUGGGCACGGAACCCGUCUUACAAAAAGGAGAAACCACCACCAGCAUUGGGAGGAUAAAACCAGAGCUCUACAAACAGAAAUCAGUCGACUCUGAGGACGACAGGAAGGAAGAUAUCAAAGUCUGUGGGAAGCUUAACUUCACCCUCCAGUACGAUUAUGAAAAUGAACUUCUAGUUGUUAAAAUUGUCAAAGCCCUAGAUCUCCCUGCUAAAGACUUCGCAGGAACAUCUGACCCUUACGUGAAGAUGUAUCUUCUUCCAGACAGGAAAAAGAAAUUUCAGACCCGUGUGCACAGAAAGACUUUAAAUCCUCUAUUUGACGAAACUUUUCAGUUUCCUGUAGCAUAUGAUCAACUAAGCAACCGAAAACUACAUUUCAGUAUAUAUGAUUUUGACCGAUUUUCUAGACAUGACAUGAUUGGGGAAGCGAUUCUUGACAAUUUGUUCGAAGCCUCUGAUCUCUCCAGGGAAGCCACGAUGUGGAAAGAUAUCCAUUGUGCCACCACGGAAAGUAUAGACCUGGGUGAAAUCAUGUUUUCCCUUUGUUAUUUGCCAACUGCUGGACGUAUGACAUUGACAGUCAUCAAGUGCAGAAAUCUGAAGGCCAUGGAUAUCACUGGUUCAUCAGAUCCUUAUGUCAAAGUGUCUCUGAUGUGUGAGGGUCGAAGAUUAAAAAAGAGAAAAACAACUACAAAGAAAAACACUCUGAACCCCGUGUACAACGAGGCCAUUGUUUUCGACAUCCCUCCAGAGAAUGUGGACCAGGUCAGCCUCUCCAUUGCAGUCAUGGAUUACGACAGGGUGGGACACAACGAGGUCAUAGGAGUGUGUAGAGCAGGACUGGACGCUGAGGGUCUUGGGCGAGACCACUGGAACGAGAUGCUGGCUUAUCACCGCAAGCCGAUAACACACUGGCAUCCCUUGCUGGAGUUACCUGGCCGGGCGACCAGUUUUGAUAGUCAAGGAUCCUGUUCAUCUCCCAAACCACCUUCCACACCGUAAUGCCUCGAAAAUAAGACCAUUAUAGUAAGGACGCAGGACCGUGUACUCAGCAGAUCAGAAAAGAGUGAGAGGUUUGAUUUCCUCAUUUAAAAUAUAUCCUGAUCAUGAACAAACUUCGUGUGCAACUUUUACUUUUUUUGUCUGCUUAUUAACUUUGGACAUCUUGGUGUAUUUUACUUGAAUAUUAAUGGUUCUUACUUACAUAAGGCAUUUUAUUCUUCGUGCCAUAAGCCUGUUAGCACAGAGUGUUUUAAUAAGUUGUAAAUUCUUUGCAUAAGCAAAGAAAUACAUUUUUUUCAAAAGA